Messenger RNA from Schistosoma turkestanicum, 1794 nucleotides. Lineage: Eukaryota; Metazoa; Platyhelminthes; Trematoda; Strigeidida; Schistosomatidae. The record is from the annotation of a GenBank genome assembly.
UUUUUGUUGGCUCACCUUGACUCGCAAGUUUCGGCGGCAUUUGAAGUUGUUCUGUAGUCAUGUCGGUUAACGCUGCAAGCAUGCUUACCCUUGGGGGAGAGAGAACGAGUGGCGAAUCGGUUCGCAAACAAAACGUUCUCGCUGCUUGUUCGAUUGCUAACAUCGUUAAAACCAGCUUAGGUCCUGUCGGCCUUGAUAAAAUGCUGGUAGAUGACGUCGGAGAUGUAACAAUUACUAAUGAUGGAGCUACUAUCUUGAAGUUACUUGACGUUGAGCAUCCUGCAGCGAAAAUCCUUGUUCAGCUUGCUCAAUUACAAGAUGAAGAAGUUGGGGAUGGAACAACAUCUGUUGUUAUUUUGGCUGCUUCUCUACUCAAGAAUGCUGACGAAUUGAUUUCGCGUUUUGUUCAUCCUACCACAGUAAUCAAUGGUCUUCGAUUGGCAUGCCGUGAAGCUUGUAAGUACAUACAAGAACAUAUGGCGUAUGAUGUAAAUAAGUUGGGAAAGGCUGGAUUAAUUAAUGUGGCACGAACUGCUAUGUCAAGCAAACUUAUCAAUUUAGAUGCUGACAUGUUUUCACAAAUGGCUGUAGAUGCACUUAUGGCUGUUGAAGUGUCUGGAGGUUCUAAAGGCCCUGUUUAUCCUAUAAAAGCAAUUAACAUACUGAAAGCUCAUGGGCAAUCUAUGUCAGAGAGUGUAUUGAUAGAUGGUUAUGCUCUCAAUUGUACAAUUGCUAGUCAACAAAUGCCACGAAUGAUAAAAAAAGCGAAAAUUGCUUUUCUGGAUUUCAGUUUACAAAAAGUUAAAAUGAAAUUAGGAGUUCAAAUUGUGGUGAAAGAUCCUGCACAACUGGAAGCAAUUCGUCAACGUGAAGCUGAUAUUACAAAAGAACGUAUACAAAAAAUUCUCAAUGCUGGUGCUAAUGUCAUCUUAACCACUGGUGGAAUUGAUGAUUUAUGCUUAAAGUAUUUUGUUGAAGUAAAUGCUAUCGCUGUACGACGAUGUAAAAAAGUCGAUUUGAAAAAUAUGGCCAAAGCAACUGGAGGUCAGCUGAUUGUUAGUUUAGCCGAUAUGGAAGGGGAUGAAGUGUUCGAUGCAACAAAAUUAGGCAAUGCAGAAGAAGUAUGUCAAGAACGUAUAUGUGAUGAUGAAUUAAUUAUUUUAAGAGGUCCUAAAGUUCAUCCAUCUGCAAGUAUUAUUUUACGUGGGGCAAAUGAUUUUUAUGUUGAUGAAAUGGAACGAUCUAUGCAUGAUGCACUUUUGGUGGUUAAACGAGUUCUAGAAAGUAAACGUAUUGUACCUGGUGCUGGAGCUUGUGAAACAGCAAUAUCAAUCUAUUUAGAAAAUUAUGCACUCACUUUAAGUUCACGUGAACAAUUAGCUAUUGCAGAAUUUGCUAGAGCUAUGCUUUCUAUCCCUAAACAAUUAGCUGUAAAUGCUGGUGUCGAUUCAACUGAACUAGUUGCACGUUUACGUUCAUGUCAUAAUACAAGUCAAACAAAACAGGAUCAAGCCCAUUAUAAAUGGUGGGGAUUAGACUUAAAUAAUCAAUAUGUAGCUGAUUGUAAAGAAUUAGGUGUAUUUGAACCGCUUGUUUCAAAAAUUAAAAGUUUAAAAUUUGCCACUGAAGCUGCUAUCACUAUUCUACGUAUUGAUGAUUUAAUUAAAUUACGAGAAGAGAAACAACCUGAACAUGAUGGUGAUGAAUGUGGUUAUUAAUUGAUUGAAUUUGAAUGGCAUUAAUAUUUCUAUCUUGUUUGAAUGAAAAAGAAAUAUAUACAUGUUGUAUAAUUUG